GCUGCUGGCGGGGCCGUCGUGGACGCCUCGCGCAUACACUUGCUGCUCCAGAGGCUGCUCAGUGCAAGCAUGACGGCUGGAAGCUGGACGGUCGUGUGAUGAGACGAGCGUGUAGUCUGGCGCAGCGUCUCGGCAGAUGCGCUCUGCAGCUGUUGUCUUGGUGCUGUGGGCUCGUUCGCUAGCGCGGUGCUUGGGCCUCCUCUCCUUUCGCGAGACGAGUGGCCGCGCUCGCCUCUCUGUUCUGCUGCCUGCUUCUCGAACGACGCGCGAGGACCAUGAGAGACCGCAGCCCUGCGACAGCAGACUCUCUUGCGCGAGGCACGGCACGGCUGCACACAGCGUUCGGUCCCAUGUUCAGCGCACCGCGGGACAGCGCAGGCCAGCAGGCGCCUCGCUUCGGGCGUUGAUCCAGAGUGCGCAUGCUCGGGCCUCUUCGCAGGAUCCGUCCCGUCGAGCCUCGAAGGCACCUCAGCCAGAGCGAAGAGCUGCUGGCACAAGGGCUGCAGAUGCUCGCGGACUGCGAGAGCGGGCGCCGGAUCUUUCUUCAACCGCUCCAGGAGUCUGGACUCAUCGCCAUGCUGCAUGCGCGUGGAGGGCUUGCAGGGAUGUGAGUGGUCUCAGGGGCAGAGAGGAAUCGCUAGGCGGGAAUCAGAAAGCCUUCGCCGAGGAUGGCGAUGCACGCGACGGACUCCUCAAGCGAGCUGUCAGGCCCCUCAGGAACUCAAUUCAUCGAGCGGGAGCGCAGACGUCGUGUACCCCACGCCCGGAGCGACAUGAUAAGCGAAGGCUUCCAUGCUCGCUGAAGGGGCCCGGGAAGUGCCUUGCGACAUGAGAGCACAGAUCUCGCGUCCCUCACUCUGGCACCGCCUCGUCUGUGCCUCUGGGCGCACUCGACCGCUCUCCCGCCGUCCUUCAUCUCGUCUUUUGCCGCACGGGGCUCCUUGCGAUCGCGGAGUCUAGAUCUCAGCGACAGCGUCUGCACCUCGACGCUCGCUCUGCUGCUGCAAGGAUCGCGACUCUCCCUGCGAAGGAAGAGGAGAUGACGUGCAUGUGGACGCGGCCAGCGCUCAGGCAGAGUGCCUCAGCUCAAACGAGUGAAGCCGCAGCAC
This is a messenger RNA of Tilletiopsis washingtonensis, 1109 nucleotides long. RefSeq lists its product as hypothetical. The record is from RefSeq and is a predicted model, not a curated record. Lineage: Eukaryota; Fungi; Basidiomycota; Exobasidiomycetes; Entylomatales. Bases 137 to 832 code for a protein of 231 amino acids. The transcript is spliced from 2 exons.